This is a messenger RNA of Drosophila pseudoobscura, 555 nucleotides long. RefSeq names its product barrier-to-autointegration factor-like. NCBI's taxonomy places the organism in Eukaryota, Metazoa, Arthropoda, Insecta, Diptera, Drosophilidae. Gene Ontology annotation, molecular function: DNA binding. The transcript has 2 exons. The record is from RefSeq and is a predicted model, not a curated record. The coding region runs from base 116 to 388 and encodes 90 amino acids.
GUCACACCGUAUGUCUUAUUGUGGUCACACUGCAUUUCACAAACGCCGCGGAAAAUAUACGAAAAAAGGCCAAGCUAGCAAUUUGCAACUCACUCAGCUCUAAAAAACGUACAAAAUGUCGGGCACAUCUCAAAAGUAUCGGAAUUUUGUGGCAGAGCCCAUGGGCAAUAAAUCUGUCACAGAAUUGGCAGGAAUUGGAGAGACGCUGGGCGGACGCUUAGCUGAGGCUGGCUUUGACAAGGCGUACACCGUGCUUGGGCAAUACUUGGUCUUGAAGAAGGAUGAGGAGCUUUUUAAGUACUGGAUGAAGGAUGUGUGCCAUGCUAGCUCCAAGCAGGCCUCAGACUGCUACAACUGUCUCAACGAUUGGUGCGAGGAGUUCCUGUAAUGUAUGUUGAUUAGGCUAAAAUGUGGAAUUCAAAGGCAGAGCACAACGAGGUUCAUCUUAAUAUUCAACGCUGGAGCUGAUCUGCAAAUUGCUCUCAAUCCUUUAUUAAAAUCAAUGCCAACUUUUUUAAUUCCACAAUAAAUCUACGUUUAGGCAUUUAAUACUCA